AUGAGCGGGGAGCCUCGGAUCGAAGCGAAUAUUUGCCUUAAUGGCGGCGAGACCCGUACCAGAUGUUCGGGCCAACGAGCAGCCGGCUCGCCAGCUCAGCUAUCAAAUGGGCCAAUAAUAAGGCCUCGGUUGGAGGGGUGGGGGGGAGGGGAUGUGACUCAGGGCUAUUUGCCUCUUCCGAGCGAUCUACCCCGAAGGCACUCUAAUCCGUGGAGCCACUCUGUUGUCGUUAGGGUCGCUGCCUUCUUUCGCAUUUUAUCCUCCACUGGCUACAAAAAGUGUCGCCACUCUCUCCCAAAACUCUCUGUCAUGCCUUGUUCUGGUCAGAUCCAGCUGUGGCAGUUCCUCUUGGAGCUGUUGUCGGACUCGAGCAACGCCAAUUGUAUCACCUGGGAGGGCACCAACGGGGAGUUCAAGCUCACCGAUCCGGACGAAGUAGCGCGUCGAUGGGGAGAACGCAAAUCCAAGCCCAACAUGAACUACGACAAACUGAGCAGGGCACUCAGGUACUAUUACGACAAGAACAUCAUGACGAAGGUGCACGGAAAGAGGUACGCCUACAAGUUCGACUUCCAAGGCCUGGCAGCGGCCACCCAACCAGCCGCCACCGACCCGGCCGCCUACAAGUAUCAGAGCGACCUCUUCAUGUCCUCCUACCACCAUUCCGCGAAGCUCAACUUCAUGAGUCCACAUCCCAUACCCUCCUCAUCGGGUGAGUAG
Messenger RNA from Nezara viridula (southern green stink bug), 720 nucleotides. The record is from the annotation of a GenBank genome assembly. Lineage: Eukaryota; Metazoa; Arthropoda; Insecta; Hemiptera; Pentatomidae.